UCCAGUAAGAGAAAGACCUUAACAUAAUAUCCAAGCCCAAGUUGAAAUGAAUCCAAAGGCCAAGCUCUUUCUGUUCAAAUAGUCCACUCUUUCAUUAAUGUAGUGAGGAAUAAGAGCAAAUGGAAGUGGUAUUUUCUUCAGGAGAACAUUGAAUAUUUGUUUUGAAGGCAGAGAAAGAGCAUGAUAUUUAAUGUUUACAGUUACAUAAAUCAUUGUAUGUUUUGAGACAGUGGACUAAAAUUUCCUAAAAGGUCCUCUCACUCUCAUAGGACUGCGCUACACUUAGCCUGUGCCUACGGCCAUGAGAAAGUGGUAAUUUUACUGGUAGACAGAAAAUGCCACCUUGACGUCUGUGACGGCGAAAACAGGACACCUCUGAUGAAGGCUCUACAAUGCCGGAGGGAAGCUUGUGCAAACAUUCUGAUAGAUGCUGGUGCUGAUCCAACUAUCAUAGAUGUGUAUGGCAACACGGCUCUCCACUAUGCUGUUUAUAUUGAGAGUUUGUCAAUGGUGGCAAAACUGCUGUCCCGUGGUGCAGACACUGAAGUGGAAAACAAGGCUGGCCUCACACCACUUUUACUAUGCAUAACUAGAAGAAAUGUGCAAAUUGUGGAAUUUUUACUGACAAAAAACGCAAAUGCAAAUGCAGUUAAUAAGUGUACAUGGUAUAGUAGUUUUUUUUUUAUUAGAAACACUUGAGUAGUGUUCUAGAGUGAUAGCAAUCAAGUCAGAAAUAUUAAAUUGAUAACAUUUAUUUAAAAUUAUUAGCUUAAGUGAAAAAUAUCAACACAAAUUAUCAGUUAGGAAGAAAAGCCGUUAUUUGGACUGGUCAUUACUAAGAACAGUAUACAGUAAGAUUUAUCUUCUCUUUUUGUAUUGACUGAUUUGUAAUCUGAUGUUUUGGUUGCAUUAUCUUCUAUUAGCUAAAGUGGUUUUAUGUUAAAGAAGUAUGAAUUUUUUCAGUUUAUAAUUCAAUAUUGAAUGAUUAACACUUUUAUAGUAUUUUUCUAACUUCUCUUUUUUAAAUACACUUUAAAAAUGCAAUAUUUGCUGGGCACGGUAGCUCUCGCCUGUUAUCCCAGCACUU
Messenger RNA from Sapajus apella (tufted capuchin), 1087 nucleotides. Its product is annotated as putative ankyrin repeat domain-containing protein 30B-like. Gene Ontology annotation, molecular function: protein binding. Bases 379 to 699 code for a protein of 106 amino acids. The transcript is spliced from 3 exons. The record is from RefSeq and is a predicted model, not a curated record. NCBI's taxonomy places the organism in Eukaryota, Metazoa, Chordata, Mammalia, Primates, Cebidae.